Molecule: messenger RNA, 3337 nt
Organism: Lepisosteus oculatus (spotted gar)
Lineage: Eukaryota; Metazoa; Chordata; Actinopteri; Semionotiformes; Lepisosteidae
Gene: dcaf5
Product: ddb1 and cul4 associated factor 5
Cellular component (GO): cytoplasm; Cul4-RING E3 ubiquitin ligase complex
Molecular function (GO): protein binding
Source: RefSeq, a predicted model, not a curated record
GGCGGAGGAGGGGGCUGUGGAGCAGGAAGCGAGUCGUGUGUGUGAACUGCAAACAUCCAGCGCAGAGACUGAGACUCUCCGUGCCACGAUGUAGCCGCAAAUAGGCAGCACGCAAUCUGACAUAUUUCAUGUUUGGACACAGUCGGCGUCUGACACUGCGGAUAUUGUAGUUAAGAGCGAAGAGGAAGAAUGAAGGUGGUGAAGGGCUGCGGUAUGCGGUCUUCGGUGGGCUUCUUGUCCCGGAGGAAGAUCAACGGCCACCCUCUGAUGAAGGACGAAUUUCAGAGGCGACGACUGGCAGGCUGCACCAGUCUGUACAAGAAGGAUCUGCUGGGACAUUUUGGAUGUGUCAAUGCAAUAGAGUUUUCUAACAAUGGAGGGGAAUGGCUGGUGUCCGGAGGAGAUGACCGGAGAGUGUUGCUCUGGCACAUGGAGAAGGCCAUCCACUCGCGGGCCAAACCAGUCAAGCUGAAGGGAGAGCACCUGUCCAACAUCUUCUGCUUGGCCUUUGACAGCACCAAUAAAAGGGUCUUCUCCGGAGGGAAUGACGAACAGGUCAUCCUCCAUGAUGUGGAGAGGGGUGAUACUCUGAAUGUGUUCCUCCAUGAUGACGCUGUGUAUGGUCUGUCUGUCAGCCCAGUCAACGACAACGUGUUUGCCAGUUCCUCAGAUGAUGGACGCGUUCUGAUCUGGGACACCCGCGAGCCACCUCAUGGAGAACCCUUCUGUCUGGCAAAUUACCCGUCCGCCUUCCACAGUGUGAUGUUCAACCCAGCUGAGCCCCGGCUCCUGGCCACUGCCAACUCCAAAGAGGGAGUGGGAUUAUGGGACAUCCGCAAGCCCCGCAGCUCCCUGCUGCGCUAUGGAGGCAGCCUGUCUCUCCAGAGCGCCAUGAGCGUCCGCUUCAACAGCACGGGCACCCAGCUGCUGGCCCUGCGCCGCCGCCUGCCCCCCGUCCUGUACGAGCUGCACUCCCGCCUGCCCAGCUUCCAGUUCGACAACCAGGGCUACUUCAACUCCUGCACAAUGAAGAGCUGCUGCUUCGCCGGAGACCGCGACCAGUACAUCCUGUCAGGAUCAGAUGACUUCAACCUGUACAUGUGGAGAAUUCCCAAGGAUCCAGAGGCAGGAGGCCCAGGCAGAGUGGUGAAUGGAGCCUUCAUGGUGCUGAAGGGGCACCGGUCCAUUGUUAACCAGGUCCGCUUCAACCCCCACACCUACAUGAUCUGUUCCUCGGGCGUAGAAAAGGUCAUCAAGGUGUGGAGCCCAUACCAGCAGCCUGACAGUGUGGGGGACCUGGAGGGGCGUGUGGAGGACAAGUCCCGCAGCCUGUACACCCACGAGGAGUACAUCAGCCUGGUGCUCAACAGCGGCAGUGGCCUGUCCCACGACUAUGUCAGCCAGUCCAUCCAGGAGGACCCGCGCAUGAUGGCCUUUUUUGAUUCACUGGUGCGUCGGGAGAUUGAGGGCUGGAGCUCGGACUCGGACAGUGACCUGAGCGAGGGCACCAUCCUGCAGCUGCAUGCGCGGGGGCGCCGGUCAGGGAGGGCAGGGAGAGAGGCAGCCAGCACCGCCGCUGCCACCCCGGCUGUCCACAGCGAUUCCGAACACUCCUCCUCGUCUUCACUGGCUGCCCCUACGCAGACGGGCUCUCCCUGUCCCGUUGAGGAGGACGUGCUUUCCACGCCUCACCGCGCGCAGUCCUACCAAGCCGUCCGCCUGCUGGAUCUCGUGAACGACUCCUCCGAGUCCAGCGAAUACUGGCCGGACCCGAUUCCUCGGCCUCGCUCUCCAAGUCCCAGGGAAAACUCCAGCCUCUCCAGCGUAGCCUCUUCCCUGGCAGCCACCAGCAGCAGCACCAGCAGUAGCAGCACCAGCAGUGAGGCAGAGGAGGAGGCCCAAGAGGAGCAGAGAAGGGUGAGCACCCGGCAACGCAACGCAUCCAGGAAGCGCCGUAGGAGGUUCCCAUGUCUGACGGGGGAGAGGCCCGAAACUGCCAGGGGCCUCUAUGCUUGGAUGGACAGCUGCGCGUACCCCAAGAUCACUGUAGAGGACCCUUCCUCAUCCUCUGGGGAUGAAGCACAAAAUUCUGAAAAGGCCAGGUGCGUGAGCCCAGACAAAGACAGGUUGGGGUUUCAGCAUGAUGCUCCACCCGGAACGAUCCCUGAAAUCCUUCCAGGGAGUCCCAAAGAGGAAAGGGAAUUAGCAGGGGUGAGUAGAGCCCCCGCAGAGGAGAGCUCAGCUCCUAAGAUCCCCCUUAGUAAGGCUCUUGGUGAGGACCUGACAUCUCCAAUCAAGAAGGAGCUGCGGGCAGGUGGAGAAAGAGACUUGAUGGCAGAGGGAGCUAGCAGUGUUGGAGCCAGAGGUUCAGAAACCGAGGUGGAGGACUACAGCGGACCCCCACCUCCUAUUGCUGCUCUGGAGCCGAGCAGCAUCUCGCAGCCUUCAGAGAACAGCUGCAACUCGACCAUUCAGCACAAUAUGGACGUCAAUGGACAGCAUCCCGGAGAUGGGGAAAAUCAAGACUUGUUGGAAAGUUCUCAGGCCUCCCCAAAUGAGUCGCAAAUCCCCAGCCACAGCAAACCAGAAGCAGAAUCUUUGGGGUCUAAAAUCAAGGCAGACAGGUCCUCCAAACGACCACAAGCCCUUGGGAUGGUGCACAGCACAGGAGCCGGGCUAAAACGGACUCGAGCCGGGCCAGAGGAGGCAGACUCUGAGAGCUCUCCGUCUGAAAAGAAAUUCAGAACAUGAUGGCAACCUAUCUAGGCUGAAUGUUGAGAAAAGAGCCUUUUUUUAAGUGUUAGAGCCAUCAUUGAGUUCCUAAAAUUUAGUAUGAGUUCAGACUAAAAACUGCAACAUCUAGGAGCUUAGGUAGUCAUAGAAGACAUCUAUCCCAUCGAUAGCUACUUUGAGCAACGGGGACCUGCCGGCUUGUUCUUUUGCAGUCAUUCGAAUUUUUGCUUGGAUUUUUCAGUUGAAUUCCAACUCCAGAGAAGGCAAUCAGAGCAGACAUUAAUAAUAUCAAAAGUAGUGCAAUUGAUAAUUAUUCAGUUUUCAGUUCAGAAGAAUUAAUUUGGGCUUUUUUUAAGUUUAACAAAGCAAAAUCUAACACUUUUCUCCAAAGGUAAGGACCUACUUACCAAGCGUUUUGGAUUUCUGAUGUGUUCCAUGUGGAGAGAGUUGAAAGUCAGGGAUUCUUUUGUGGACUGUGAGCUGGGAUAUGGCAUAAUCAGGCAUGGUCAAAACCUCUCUCCACUGAACUUAUUGUGAUGUUCCAAAUGUACAAGAUUUGUUUCAAGAUUGUGCAUUAAAGUUAUAUUCCAGUGUUCAUCCAUCA